Messenger RNA from Amblyraja radiata (thorny skate), 3414 nucleotides. Its product is annotated as E3 ubiquitin-protein ligase DZIP3-like. Gene Ontology annotation, cellular component: cytoplasm. The transcript has 26 exons. Gene Ontology annotation, molecular function: polyubiquitin modification-dependent protein binding; ubiquitin-protein transferase activity; RNA binding. Bases 124 to 3279 code for a protein of 1051 amino acids. Lineage: Eukaryota; Metazoa; Chordata; Chondrichthyes; Rajiformes; Rajidae. The record is from RefSeq and is a predicted model, not a curated record. Gene Ontology annotation, biological process: protein polyubiquitination.
UGCCGGUGGAGGGCGGCCGGCGCCGGGGACGGUAGUUUGAUGCUGAGGAAGGAGCCGCGACGCUGGUCGUCGCCAGGGUUGCCGUGACGCGCAGCGGAGGCCGAGCUCGGGGUCAUCAGUAGGAUGGACGAAAAGAAAAAGUCAGAAAAAUCUUCUAUUGAUUCUCGUAUAUGCAGUUCAACUGAUGUAAGAACAAAGCAAGCAUCUGAUGCAAACAGAGAGGCUUACCAACCAAGGAGAGUGAUUUUCUUAACGGAGGAGUCUAAGAAGUGUUAUUUACUGCGGGAACUAACUGCAGAGAGAGCAACUAUUGAAAAAGGAAUGCUGGAUGUUGAUCGCCUUAUUCUCAAACUCUUCACAUCUGGGGUUUUGGACUUCAUCUCUUUGAAUCACAUCACUAGAAAUCCAGUCAGGAAUGACCGGACUCGAGUUCUGCUGGAUCACUUUUUACAGAUUAACAACAAUGGAAUUUUAAGACAGUUUGUUUCCCACAUGCGGGACUCGGUGAUUCUAAAUGCAGAAGCACUCAACUGGGCAGAGUACAUGCAAGGAUGCAGUGACAGCUGCUGCAUGUUCUUCAUUAAGAAAUAUGCCGAUGUUUUUAAAUACGUAUUGGAGGAAUACGGUGUGAAGACCUUUGCUGAAUACUUCCUGAAAUCUGGAAUGCUGAUGGAAUCGGAGAGCAAGGAUUUAUGCAAGUACAGUUAUAAAGAAGGAGCUGAGCGUUUUAUGCACAUUCUCUUCACCAAGAAGACCAUUCUGUGUGUAGCAGAUAUGUGGUUUACAUUAGUGGAACAUCAGCAUGAUAUUCCUUACCUAGGACCAUACAUCAACAGUUUCCUGAAAGCAUUUGAUGAACAAACUGGGCCUUUCUGUCCACAAUUUGAUCCUCAAUUGCCAGUCAAACCACUAUUAAAAAAGAGGUGCUACGUUAAUCUUUAUCGCCUUCUUCAUUUAAUACAUGUGGAAGGCACAGAGAUAGUUCGGAAAAUUUUUGAAGCCCACGUCUCAGCAGAAGAAUUGGAAGAAGAAAUUACAAAGAAUAAAGUUCUGAUCAAGAAUCGUUUGGAGGGACCAGAUUUUAGUAACUUCAAAAAGAAAUGGAUCAAUAUUAUUUAUUCAGCAGACAGACCAAAAACUCAGCAUUUUUCACUGCCUCUUUUUCAAUUUCUUGCUGCGUUUAUGAAGAAGUUUCCCCGUCCCAAAAAGGGCUGGACUGGCAGGCUUGCAAGAUCUGACACUUCUCCUGGAGCUUAUCUGCGACGUAUUUGUGAGAUGCGAGAGCACCUUCUGAAAGACAUCUUGCACAAAGAACUAACCUAUGAAAAAUUUGACAGAAUGUGGAAUGAAGCUGCAGAGAUACUUGGUCAGCUCGGUGUUGAUGAUAAGAGGUUGCAAGAACUUCGGAUGCAGCCAAUGAGCGUUGUAUUUAUUGAAAGGAGAUACAUGGAGAAGUACUUCAAUAAACCACUGUCUGAACUUUUGGAAAACCUUAUUGUUAAACUCCACAGAGGUAUCGAUUCUGUUUGUGCUUGUUCAUUGGCAAAGGAUCCAAUUGCAGAUUUCGGCAAUCGCUCCUUCAACUGCCACUCCUCUGCCGACCUUGAAGGACAAAAGCUUGAAGUUAAAGUGGCCGAUACUAAAGAAGAGCAGAAAGGAAAAUAUACUUCAGACGAUGAAUUUGCAGUACCUGCUGCUGCAACUGGAGACUCGAGAUCAAAGAAAAGGCGAAAAAAGUCAAGAGGGAAAAAGGGUAAAAAGUCAGAAGCUGGUCCCCAGGCACCACCGCAGGAUGCUGGUGUGCUUGAAGAAUUAAAAAGUACAUCAACUCAGAACAGUGAAAUUCCAAAGGAUCAGACUCAAGGAAUCGCACAGAAAUCAACAGAACCAGCUUUGAAAUCUGUGCAGAAUAAUUUAACAAGCACACCUGAUCCUGAGAAUAAUCAGAAAGUCCCUGGACCUGAUCUUGUUCCUGCUGCUUCUCCAGCUGAAUCCUGCAACUCCAAAGAGAGAAGUGAAGAUGAGUCUGAAAAUGAAUCUAGCCAUUUGGAGGUUUUGAACGGAAUGGUUAAUGCAUAUGUCAACACUGAUGACGUUAAUUUCAAGGAGACUUUCAAAAGAAUAGAGGCAGAGAGGAUUGAAUUGAUUCAUUGCAUUGAAGAUCUACGUGACAGCUGCAAGCAAAUCGAAAAUGAAAGCUAUCUUGAUAUCAAAGCCUGGAAACAAAGAAUUCAAGAGCGAGAGAAAGAAAAUGCGGGCCUCCAGCAAGAAAUUUUCGGUAUCAAACAUCAACUCCAGGAAGAAUCUAACAGGGUAGUUCAGGAUCAGAAAAAUCAUCAAACGCAAUUACUGAAAGUCAAGGAAUUAAUUAAAGUCAAAAAAGCUCAAUGUGAAAGGUGUGUAAAAUCAAUUAAUGACAAGAAUGAGGAACUGAUGAAACUAAAAAAGGAAUUGCAGAAUGACCAAAAAGAAUGGUCCCAUGAAAAAUUACAGCUGGAGAAAGAGAUUGCAAAUAUUAAACAAACCGAAACGGAGAAUAUGAAAAAGACAAUCAGUCAAGAGUGUCUUUUGCUGGAGAUGCGCAGAGAUUUCAUACUCAGAAACUUGGAGGAAGCGCUGGUGGAGACCGAUCAUCAACUAAGCGUGGUCAUGGAUCAGACAAGGGGGCAAAUUGUUGACCCAUCACAUAUUCAAGCCGCUCUGAACAAAAGGGAAGCUGCUGUGGCAGAUAUCAGAAGCAAGAUUGACUAUACAAAGAAAAAAUUCAAUAGCCAUAUUCAGCUGAUCAAAAAUGGAGCCAAAUUGAGUAAUCUUCCUAAACGCAUUAAUCCUGAACCACUUUCUUUGCAUGUUCUGAAAUCUGGGAAGAAAACGAGCUCUCAGGGUUUACCAUUGUCCCAACACUCACACCAGGUGCACUCAGCUGCUACAUCUGCUACCAUGGUGACUCCAACAAUCAGCCAGUUACAUGGACACAGAAGCAGAUCAGAGUUGAGCAACUUUGAUGAUCCAGGACUAAUGGAGCAGGACUUGUGGUUGGGUCUUGAAUAUCACAAAGCCGCUAACCAGAUUGUGCAACGACCGGAGAGUAUUGAGGAAGAUCCUUGCGUCAUUUGCCAUGAAGAGUUAGUUCCCUUAGAAGAUUGCUAUCAACUGGAAUGCAAGCAUAUUUUCCACAAAAAGUGUAUUGAUUACUGGCUGAAGGAACAAAGCACAUGUCCUAUCUGCAGGAUUCUUGUAUUAAAGCCAGAGGACUACCCGCAGCUGCCAAAAAAAUAAGGUUAUCUUAAAAGAAACAAUAUGCAAACAAAAAUAACUGUUGGGUUAUUAAAGUUACUGUGUUUAAAAUGUACAAACAGAAUAAAAUUAUUCUUUCAAAUUUGCUAUUACAAAACUUGAUUGUGCUAUUUUGAA